AUGCACACCCACUUCACCUUUGCACCACUCGCCAUCUCCCGCCAUAUCCUGGCCAAGAAGAGCACGCGUUGCACCCGCGCCCCAGAGCGAUCGCCUAGCUCCCGUUUCCUCGCCCUCGCCUUUGUCGACCCACUGGCCCUCGUCCGUCGUCCGACCCUGCUUGUGAAAGCGAUCCUCGGCAUGUUUGGCGCAUUGCUCGCCGUCUGGCGGGUGAUUGUCGAGGUGGUAUCCUUCUGGCGCAAAAAACUCUUCGGAUGGUACACGCGCAAGAACCCAGUCGACCUGUGGCUUGAGCUUCUGCGACAUGCAGAAGCCUUUGAAGACUGGGAGGAAGCAGCCCUACAUCUCGACAACUUGUUGGGUCUCGAUCUAUGGCGGAACAACCCAACUUCAAAGUACUACGACUGGAGACUCAUCACCGAACGACUCAACUCGCUCGCCAUCGCCAGGGAAGAAAAUGACAUCCAGCAGCUCGUAAACCUUUUGCGAUCUGGUCUCGUACGAAAUCUAGGCAACUUGACAGUGCCAAAACUAUACAACCGCUCGUUCUCCGGCACGAAAUAUCUCAUUGAAGAAUACAUCACACAGGUUGCCGAGACCGUCGAGGAUAUAAGCACCCUCCCCGCCAAUGCAUCCGCAGGGAUACCGUCUAUCGGAGGGUCAUUGACAAACCAAAUGAAGCUCGACUUUAUCCACGACACGCGACAGGCCUUUGGUAGAAGCUCUCUUGUCCUACAAGGUGGCGCCAUCUUUGGCAUGUGCCAUCUCGGAGUCGUCAAGGCAUUAUUCCUCCGUGGCUUAUUGCCACGCAUUAUCACCGGAACUGGAACCGGCGCCUUAAUUGCUUCACUCGUCGCUAUCCACACGGAAGAAGAGUUGCCUGGCGUGCUGAAUGGAGACGGCAUCGAUUUGACUGCCUUUUCUUCGCGAGGUAAACUAUCAAAUGGAAUAGCCGAAUCUUCGCAGACAUUUAGAGCGAGAUGGGACACAUUAAUGCGCCGCCUCCGCAGGUUCUCACGGGAAGGCUACUUCCUCGACGUAUCGGUGCUUGAAGACUGCGUUCGAGCCAAUGUCGGAGACUUGACUUUUGAAGAAGCCUACAACUACAGCAAGCGAAUAUUAAAUAUUACCGUCGCAACAGAAGGACAGGGCGGCGUUCCCACGCUGCUCAACUAUAUCACGGCCCCUAAUGUGCUUAUUUGGACCGCCGCUGUUGCAUCAAACGCUUCGUCUGCAGCGCUGUAUGGACGUCGCAAAGCGACCAUUCUCUGCAAAGACGCGCACGGUAACGUCGGACCUUGGGCUCCCGCCAACACCACCGACUUUCACCACUGGUCACACAUGUCCUAUUCGGAUCGCGACUCACCCCUCCGACGCAUUUCGGAGCUCUUCAAUGUUAACCAUUUCAUCGUCAGCCAGGCCCGGCCGUAUCUGAUUCCCUUUCUGCAAUCCGACAUGCACGGCCCGUCCAUGGUUGAAACCCGGAGCAAAACAACCCAACUAUCAGCCUCAGUAGUGCGCAUGGUUGGUCUCGAGGUCCGACAUCGCCUGCGCCAGCUUGACACUCUCCGCCUACUUCCCGCCAGCAUACGACGCUUUCUUGUUGAUGAGCAGAUUCCCGCAGCCGCCAUGACACUUGUCCCUGAAGUGACGGCUGGUGAUUUCGUGCGGCUGUUGGAGACGCCGACGAGAGAAGCGCUGAACUAUUGGAUACUGCGCGGAGAAAGAAGCGUCUGGCCCGCGGUGGCCGCGCUCCGCAUACGGUGUGCCGUCGAGAAUGAACUGGACAGAUCGUAUCAGGUCGUGCGGCAGCUAAAGGCGGGCGACUUACGGAGGAAAGGAAGCAUAUCUGCCGCUGGUGAAGUCGGCCGGACAAGUAACUGA
Cordyceps fumosorosea ARSEF 2679 is the source of this 1884-nucleotide messenger RNA. RefSeq names its product Triacylglycerol lipase. Gene Ontology annotation, molecular function: triacylglycerol lipase activity. The record is from RefSeq and is a predicted model, not a curated record. The coding region runs from base 1 to 1884 and encodes 627 amino acids. Gene Ontology annotation, biological process: lipid metabolic process. Lineage: Eukaryota; Fungi; Ascomycota; Sordariomycetes; Hypocreales; Cordycipitaceae. The transcript is spliced from 5 exons.